UAUUGUUGUGUUCACUAACAAAAUGAAUAUCAAGCCUUUUAUUUUCUUAUGUUCUCUUUCUGUUGUGGUUCUCAUCUCUACGGUGUUGGCUGACAGACUAUCUAGAGAUGAGAUUCGAGCUGCUGGUGGAAUUCAUGAAAGUCUUGUGGGGUGUGAUCGCCAGAAAGAAUAUUCUCUAAAUGGUGAAAAGAUGAAUAUGGAAGCUUAUCAUACAAAUUGCAAAGGCGGAUAUGGUGGUGGUGGGACUGGUGGUGGAGGAAGCGGUGGAGGUGGUGGUGGCGGCGGCGGUGGUGGCGGCGGCAGUGGUGGAAGUGGUGAAGGGGGUUAUGGUGGUGGUGGUAGUGGGAGUGGAGGAUCAGGUGGUGGAAGUGGAGGAGGCGGCGAUGGAAGUGGUGGAGGUGGUGGGAGUGGAGGAAGUGGUGGUGGUAGUGAAGGUGGAGGAAGCAGUGGUGGUGGAAGUGGUGGAGGUAGUUAUGGAGGCGGAGGAAGUAGUGGUGGAAGUGGAGGAGGUGGUAGUGAAGGUGGAGGAAGCAGUGGUGGUGGUAGUGGAGGAAGCGGUGGAAGUGGUAGUGAAGGUGGAGGAAGCAGUGGUGGUGGUAGUGGAGGAAGCAGUGGAAGUGGUUAUGGCGGCGGUGGUGGAAGUGGAGGAAGCGGUGGAGGUGGAGGAAGCGGAGGAGGUGGUAGUGAAGGUGGAGGAAGUAGUGGAAGUGGUGGUGGUGGCAGUGGAAGUGGUGGAGGUGGUUAUAGCGGCGGUGGUGGAAGCGGGAGUGGAGGAAGUGGAGGAGGUGGUAGUGAAGGCGGAGGAAGUGGUGGGGGUGGUUAUAGUGGUGGUGGAAGCAGUGGCAGGAGUGGUGGUGGAGGCGGAGGUGGAAGUGGUGGCGGAAGCGGAGGUGGAGGCGGUCAUAGCGGUGGUGGAAGUGGUGGAGGUGGUGGAAGCGGUGGUGAAGGAGGUGGAAGCGGAGGAGGAGGUUAUGGUGGUGGUGGUGGUAGUGGAGGAGAAGGUGGUGGAGGUGGCAGUGCAGGAGGAAGUGGAGGGGGAAGUUGUGGGGGAAGCGGUCAUCACAAAGGGUCUAGCGGCCAUCAUGGUCAUCAUGGCCAUAAAGGAGGUGGUGGGAAAGGAGGAAAAGGCGGAGGGUAUUAAAGAUUUGGUAAUGGAGACUAUGAUAAUUAGAAUAAAGACAAAGUGAUUAGCAAUGUGGAACCAAUAUCCAAGCUUAACGAUAUUGUAAUCAGUUUUUUUACAUAAAUGUAUCUUUGGAUGCAUU
This is a messenger RNA of Lotus japonicus, 1265 nucleotides long. RefSeq lists its product as uncharacterized. The record is from RefSeq and is a predicted model, not a curated record. NCBI's taxonomy places the organism in Eukaryota, Viridiplantae, Streptophyta, Magnoliopsida, Fabales, Fabaceae. Bases 23 to 1141 code for a protein of 372 amino acids. The transcript has 3 exons.